This is a messenger RNA of Papilio xuthus (Asian swallowtail), 2530 nucleotides long. RefSeq lists its product as uncharacterized. The coding region runs from base 170 to 1159 and encodes 329 amino acids. The record is from RefSeq and is a predicted model, not a curated record. NCBI's taxonomy places the organism in Eukaryota, Metazoa, Arthropoda, Insecta, Lepidoptera, Papilionidae. The transcript has 6 exons.
UUCAAUUUUGACAGUUGUAAUGUAACAGUGCUCAUCCUAUUUUUUAUAUCUCCUUGCAUUUUGAUACAAAAUAUUAGUAAUUCGCGAAGUGGUAUUACGUGAACAAGAUGAAAAUACGAUCCCACGCACUUCGGGAACGGUGGAAUGCGGUUCGCUAGCGUCGAGUGAUAUGUCUACGAGGAGCGGUGCGAGCGCGAUCCGAGCGCGCCGCGGCCACAAGGAGCGCUCCAAGAACUUCACCGAACUGGAGAAGCGCACCGUGCUAGAGCUGAUCGCGCGCCACCGCGACGUGUUGCGCCAGGGCCGCUCCAACAACGCCACAAACCGCAGCAAACAGCUGGUGUGGUCGACGAUCUGCGAGGAGGUGAACAAGCGUUGCGGCGGCGAGCGGCCGCGCACUCCCGCGCAGGUCAAGAUGUGGUACGAGAAUUACAAGAAGAAAUGCAAAAUGCGCGCACACGACACACAGGUAAUACAGCAGCCCACUCCCGACGCGCCGUCCGGCAUCCUUGACGGAAUGUUGUGGCAGAGCAUACACCCUCUAGAUGUCAAAGAUGAAGAGGGUGAGGCCACCACCAGCGUGGAAGGUUCACACAGCAUCAAGGAUGACGACUGCAUACCAGUUAAUAUGUCAAACGGACGACUUUCGAGCACGAACGAUAGCGACGACACGAUGCCUAAUGUCCUCGAGCCGCAGGUUCAAAUCAUCCCCCAGUCCUCGCCCACACCACCUCCGCACAAAACAGGCCCAAACGCGGCCAUCAACCCCCUAACUCUCGCGCCCCAUAUACUAGCCAACCCCUUACAAGCCCUGGAACAAGCCAGGAUACAGCAAAAUUUCCUGCAGAAACUGAACGAAAUGUCAAAUACUCCAUUAAAUUUAAGUCACCUCGACGACGAGAAGAGAAGAAAUGGCCACGACAGGAGUCAAGAGAAGACUGAUGAGCAAAUAAAGCACGACUGCGGCACCGCAACGGAAGAGGAGAGACUAUACUUCUCUGCCAAGAGACAGCACGCGACAUGGGAACACGAGGCCAAAAUGAAAAUAUUAAACAUGGAGCUCAGACAAAAGGAAGAGAUAUUCUCAUUGCAGAAACAACUCUUCCUUAUCGAGCUGAGAUUGAAAAUGGACUUUCUGGAAAAAGCGAGCGGGAAAUAGCAACGCUUAAAACAGCUGGGGGACUCGGCAUUCUUUACCCUUUUUUAGGGUCGAAGUGAUACUUUUUUUAAGUGACAAAAGUCAUAUCUGUCACUGCCACUUUUUACAGCCGUUGAUAUAUAAAAUAUUCAUCCAAGGUUGUAUGUGGAAGCUCAUUUUGAAAUAAGAUUAUAAGUGGAAGCUUUCAAAAUACAUGGAAUCGCCCGAGGCGACAGUGUUGCCACUAAGAAAAAAACUGUUAUUUUUAUAAUUGUACUUAACAAGUACAAACUGUGUAAGCUGACUUGAAAAGACGUUUUUUAACCAGAGAUUAAAAAUAUUUUUUUUGGUACAAUUAACAUGAUAGUUUGAAUAGUGGCAACACUCAAUGUAUUGAUAUUUUCACAAUGUGCCAUCAUUUGUAGUUACGGAUUUACACGCCUUUUGUUUUCAUGCUUUUUAACAUUAAUAUAAUUUUGUUUGAGAAACUCUUUCACAUUAUAAAUGCAUAGGACGGACUGAUUAAUUUUCUAUCUGUGUAAGAAAAUUAAUAAAUAUAUUUUGGAGAAACAAAAUGUGUAGGACUUCUCUUUAUAUGAAAUGUAAUUUGUUUUUUUUUUCUUUUAAUAUUUGCUUUCAUAGAGUAAUUUGUUAUUUUUUCUUUGGGAAGUCAGGAAAUGUCGAUGGUAUAUUUUUGGUACAAUUUACUUGUAUAUUUCAGAUUAUUUAAUACUAUUUAUGAACCAUACUAAAACUUUAAAAAGUAUUUAGGGAUGGUCCUUUUGAUACAAGAAAGUAUUCUUUAUUUAUUAUAAAAAAAAAAGUAUUUAUAUACAUUUUUGUGUUUUUUUCGCACAAAUUGUACCAAAUAUGGGUUUGAAAUGUGAUUGAUAAGAAAAGAUAUGAUAUUUUUGUAAUUUUUAUUUUGCAUAGCUUAUUUUUUAACUUUUUUUUUUAAAAUAGUUUUAGUGCAUAAAAUGUGCUUAAGUUUUAUUUUCUAGUAUUAUUCUUUAUCAUAUAAACCGGCAGCUGUGCAUAAUAAUAUGUAAUUUUCAACAACAACUGCCAAAUAUUUUGAAUUUCGAUUAAUUGUUAUAUUUUAGAAAGUUUUUAUAGUACUUAUGUACUUAGAAUUUGAGUCCUUUACAUAAGGGAUCUCGGUUUUUUUUCACUUUAGAUAAGUAGCAAUGUACUGCGCGAUACAAUAUUGUCUAGUUUUUUGAACAAAGCCAUAAGUUUAACUUAGUGUUAGGUUAAACAUUGUUGUGUGUUGUAUAUUGUAAGGGCAUUUUAGCAGCAAAUAAGCAAUGCAAAUAACGCGUAAGAAAUAAAAAUGAGGCAGCUUUUGAAAGGUUGAACUAUGGACUAUUGUUUAUAUUAUUUGAAGGGAAA